AUGGCUGAUGUAGGUGGCUGGAGCACCAUCGAGUCAGAUGAGGGUCUCUUCACCUCUCUGGUCGAGACACUCGGAGUAAAAGACACCCAAUUCGAAGAACUCAUCUCCCUAGAUGCAGACACAAUCCGGUCACUCGGGCCCGUCUACGGCGUAAUCUUCCUCUUCAAAUGGACCCGCGAAACAAACAGUGCCCGCGCCGAAGUCCCCCUCGACGGAACCUACGACCAAACAGCCCCAGAAAACCUCUUCUUCGCCACCCAAACCAUCCAAAACGCCUGCGGCACCCAAGCAAUCCUCUCCGUAAUCCUAAACCACGACAACCCCACCUCCCCGCAACCAGCCAUCACCCUUGGCGACGAGCUCCGCUCGUUCAAAGAGUUCACAACGGGCUUCCCGCCCGAGCUCCGCGGUGAAGCGCUCUCGAACUCGGAAGCAAUUCGCAGCGCACACAACAGCUUUGCGCGGGCGAGUCCGUUUGCGGAUGAGACGGCGCGGCCCCAGGAUGACGAGAAGGGAGCGGACGUUUACCAUUUCAUUGCGUAUACGCCUGUGAACGGGACGUUGUAUGAGCUUGAUGGGUUGCAGCCGUAUCCUAUCAGCCAUGGGGAGUGUGGGAGUGGGGAAUUCCCUGAGAAGGUGAUUGAGGUUUUGCAGAGGCGGAUUGCGAGAUAUCCGCCUGAGGAAACGCAUUUUAAUCUUAUGGCUGUUGUGAGGGACCCGAGGGGGAGGGCGAGGGAGAUUGGGGAUGUGGAGACGCUUGAGAGGGAGGAGAGGAAGAGGGCUGCGUGGCAGUGGGAGAAUACGCUGAGACGGCAUAAUUUUGUUGGGUUUAUUGGGGAGCUUAUGAAGGGGGUUGUUGGGGUUAAGGAGAAGGAUCCCGAGGGGAAGGCCUAUGAGGAGUGGGUUGAGGGUGCGAAGAGGGAGACGAGGAAGAAGCUUGAGAUGCGUCGGUAG
Messenger RNA from Penicillium robsamsonii, 954 nucleotides. Its product is annotated as putative 26S proteasome-associated ubiquitin C-terminal hydrolase. Lineage: Eukaryota; Fungi; Ascomycota; Eurotiomycetes; Eurotiales; Aspergillaceae. The transcript is spliced from 3 exons. Gene Ontology annotation, molecular function: cysteine-type deubiquitinase activity. Bases 1 to 954 code for a protein of 317 amino acids. Gene Ontology annotation, cellular component: cytoplasm. Gene Ontology annotation, biological process: ubiquitin-dependent protein catabolic process; protein deubiquitination. The record is from RefSeq and is a predicted model, not a curated record.